CUACGGUCAGUAUCAUUCAUUUCGGUGGCGCAAAUUUCUCCGGUGGGUGAGGGAGAACUCAAGGACUCAGAGAGACGGCGAACGAAGGAGAAGACGAAGAGCGUGGAGAGAGUCUACCUCUCUCGACGAUGAGGAAUAAUCCUGUUCUUCCCGUUUCCGAUCCUCCUCUCGCCGGCGAUAAUGAUAGCGACGGUAAAGGUGUCGACGAUCGGCUUUUUAAAGGAUCCGCCAUGACCAAACGUGGCGCUUACGCUGCUCUUUCUUAUAUGGCCUGUGCUGUUAUGCUGGUGCUGUUCAAUAAAGCAGCGCUAUCUUCCUAUGAGUUCCCUUGUGUAAACGUUAUCACGUUAUUUCAGAUGAUUUCCUCUAGCUUGUUUCUAUAUGCCUUGAGACGCAGGAGGAUCAUCUCUUUCACAGCUGCUGAUUCUUUUUCUAUUGAUAAUGCCUCAACUUUUGUGCCAUUGAAUACAUUGUUUCACACCCUUCCUCUAGCAAUUUCCUAUCUUCUCUACAUGCUAGCUUCUAUGGCAUCUGUUAGAGGGGUAAAUGUUCCCAUGUAUACCACGCUUAGACGUACUACAGUGGCAUUUACUAUGGUGAUUGAGUACAUGCUCACAGGUCAGAGAUAUACUCGGUCUAUCAUUGGAAGUGUCGGCGUCAUCAUACUUGGUGCAUUGUUUGCUGGAGCUAGAGACUUGUCCUUUGACUUUUAUGGAUAUGGUGUUGUUUUCUUAGCUAACAUAGCAACAGCGGUAUAUCUAGCAACCAUUGCCCGGACUGGAAAGUCAAGUGGCUUGAAUAGCUUUGGCCUUAUGUGGUGCAAUGGAAUUAUAUGCGGACCUAUAUUGAUGAUCUGGACAUUUGUUUGCGGUGACUUGGAGAAGACAAUUAACUUUCCUCACCUUUUAUCUCCUGGUUUCAUGGUUGUGUUACUCUGCUCGUGCGUGCUGGCUUUCUUCUUAAACUACAGCAUUUUUCUUAACACCACUCUCAACUCGGCUCUCACACAGACAAUUUGUGGCAAUAUGAAGGAUCUAUUCACGGUUGGACUAGGCUGGAUGGUCUUUGGAGGACUCCCAUUUGACAUGAUGAAUGUGAUUGGACAGCUUCUUGGUUUCUUUGGGUCUGGUUUAUAUGCAUAUUAUAAGAUCAUCGGGAGGUAACAACUCCAAAACAAAUAAAGUCCAAUAAAGAAAAUGAGUGGCCUAGUGAUCAUAAAGGCUACUUAGUUUAAGGAAAAGAUGUUGACCAGUAAUGUUCAAGUGGAGGGUGAUAUAGUGGUAUUUGGAGGUGACUUUAGAGUAGUAUUAAUAAAGAGAGGCCUAAUUUUUUGAACUUGUGUCUUGUUCUUCUUCAGUUUUCAACAAGGCGAAACAUAAUUGAAUUGUAGACAAAACUGAUUUUUGUACUUUUGGGGUUAUAUAUAUACUCAGAUUAAACUACUGCUUCUUUUC
Molecule: messenger RNA, 1454 nt
Organism: Capsella rubella
Lineage: Eukaryota; Viridiplantae; Streptophyta; Magnoliopsida; Brassicales; Brassicaceae
Exons: 10
Coding region: 129-1163 (344 amino acids)
Cellular component (GO): Golgi apparatus
Molecular function (GO): antiporter activity; GDP-fucose transmembrane transporter activity
Source: RefSeq, a predicted model, not a curated record